CUGGGGGAGACCGGAUAUACUGAAUGCAGGGUCUGGGGAGACCGGAUAUAGUGAAUGCAGGGUCCGGGGAGAGCAGAUAUAGUGAAUGCGGGGUCCGGGGAGACCGGAUAUACUGAAUGCAGGGGUCCGGGGAGAGCGGAUAUAGUGAAUGCAGGGUCCGGGGAGAGCGGAUAUAGUGAAUGCAGGGUCCGGGGAGAGCGGAUAUAGUGAAUGCAGGGUCCGGGGAGAGCGGAUAUAGUGAAUGCAGGGUCCGGGGAGAGCGGAUAUAGUGAAUGCAGGGUCCGGGGAGAGCGGAUAUAGUGAAUGCAGGGUCCGGGGAGAGCGGAUAUAGUGAAUGCAGGGUCCGGGGAGA
Staurois parvus is the source of this 352-nucleotide messenger RNA. Lineage: Eukaryota; Metazoa; Chordata; Amphibia; Anura; Ranidae. The record is from the annotation of a GenBank genome assembly.